AUGGUUGCGAAGUCUCUAAAAGAACCAGCUCAAGUAUUCUCCGAGACGUUCGUCAACGGCCCGAACAAGAUUUCUUCCUCAGAUCCUGCUUUGGUGCUCAGCACUAGGCCUGGCCCUUCUCGUCUUCUUCUCGACGCCCACGAUAAGCCGCGCCGCAUACUCAACGCACACUGGAAUUCGUCUCUUGUAACCGUAUCUAUGCGCGGUUUCGUCGAGAGCCUGGGUAUGCCUAACCUGGUGCUCCAGCAUAACUUACGUAGGCCAACUGCCCCAACUCAAGAGUCCGUUGAUGACGCGUGUAUACUUCACGCGGGUGAUACGUCAGUCGUCGUUCUGGCCCAUGCACGUGAAGAGAAACAAAUCUCGUACUUGACAUUUCAAACCUCCAGGGGAACAAAUUUUCGCGUUGUCAAUCGUCCUUGGAAUAGGACCAAGAAGGGAGGGGCGAGUGUUGUGUCGACAAUGUUGCAACCACUUAUGUUUACCAGUGGAGGUCAUGAUCAUGCCGUUCAUAUUUGGAAAAUUUCCCCUGAUUUUAUGGGCGUCUCCUCGACACUUUUGGCAAUUAAGCACACAUCUGUGAUCCAGUCCCUUCUUCCCAUUCGUGACACUAGUCACAAACUCAUAUCCGCUGGUGCGGAUUGCAGUGUCCAUUUAUGGGACCUAUCUCCGGAACGUGUUGUACAUACAUUCAAGACAUCCAAUUCUCCGUAUCACGCACAUAAGACGGAGUCACCUUUCUGCACCUUACUUGAGGUUGGCCAUCGAGAUCUGCAAUUCGAGCUUCGUGAUCAUCGUAUGGUUCCGGAGCAUCCUGCUGAACGCUUUGGCUUUUUCACGACCGAGUUGCAUGGUCGUUUCAUCAAAGGAGAUACUUGGUCUCACUUUUUCGCCUCGGGAAGCCGCAAUGGUAGUGUGCGUCUCUGGGACUUGCGCAAUGUUCGGGAGCAACUUGCAUCCGUCUCGUGUUUCAGCAAUGACCAGGUGGUGCAGGUAUUGAAGACGGAGUCUGACCUGUUGGCUUUUUCAAAACGCGGUGAUGUGAUAACAUUGAAUCACAAAUAA
This is a messenger RNA of Suillus plorans, 1065 nucleotides long. RefSeq lists its product as uncharacterized. The record is from RefSeq and is a predicted model, not a curated record. The transcript is spliced from 4 exons. The coding region runs from base 1 to 1065 and encodes 354 amino acids. Gene Ontology annotation, molecular function: protein binding. NCBI's taxonomy places the organism in Eukaryota, Fungi, Basidiomycota, Agaricomycetes, Boletales, Suillaceae.